ACAACCAUCAUAUAUCGAAAAAAUGGCGAAUUAAUUUUGAGAUUUGAGUUGUUGUUUGGUUUGGUUUGAAUAGUAAAACAGAUUUUAACAAUUUGAGAAACAAAUUACGAGUGCUAGCAAUAAACGAAAGUGAAGAUAGCAGAGCACUAAUAAACAUUUCAAUCAGAAAGGAAUUGAAAUUUCUAAUUUUUCAUCGGAUUCGAUUUUGAUUUGGCCUAACGACAUAUUCAACUUUAACUACUGGUUUUUCAGGCUAAAUCAUUCCAACCAAAAUGCCUAACAACAAUUCCAACAUAAAGGAAGAACCGGAUGAAGAUAUCGAAGACGACGGUGAAGAAAACGAACCAGCCCCAUUUGCCGCUGCAUUAGGUCUUCAUAGGGUUGGCAGUGCUCCGCCGAAAAAGCCUCAGCAGCAGCCAAUUCAAGCGUUAAAUGCCCGUGGUAUGCCAGCAAGAAUUCGUAAAAAGAAUAAAUUGUUCUUCGAUGACGACAUUGUGAACGAGAAACCUCAGCGUACGUCACCAAUAAAACGGCCAGUUCGAACGGAGCCGGUGAAAUCGCCAACCAAAUCUGCCAAGAAGCGCAGAAUGACACCAUCAAAGGCUACGAAAGUGAAAGAGGACACAAAGGACAGUGAUGAUGAACCAGCUGAAAAGAGCAAAUCAACCGUUGCGACAUUCGAUCGUGUCGGAUCGCAACGUAUUGGAUUACGUCUACGAAAUAUCUUGAAACUGCCAAAGGCCCACAAAUGGGUGGGCUACGAAUUUUUCUACAGCUAUCUGGACCGACCGUUGUUCGAGAGUGAAAAUGAUUUUCAGAUUUGCUUGCACGAUUUCUUUCCGGCUCUAACCAACCGACAACUAACUCGCAUCGAAUGGAAUAAGGUUCGAAGAUUGAUGGGAAAGCCUCGCAGAAGUUCACAAGCAUUCUUCGACGAGGAGAGACACGAGUUGGAACGGCGCAGACAGAAAAUCCGGUUGUUACAGACCCGUAAAUCAGCCGACUUGGAAUUCGUUCGAGAUUUACCAAAUGAAAUUCCGUUGCCAUUGCCAAUAGGCACCAAAGUCACUGCUCGUUUGCGACAUCCACAGGAUGGUAUGUUUACCGGAAGCAUCGAUGCAUUUGAUUCCAUGUCCAGCAUCUACAGGAUAACAUUCGAUCGCGUCGGUCUUGGCACGCACUCUGUUCCCGAUUUUGAGGUGGCUGCCAACGAAUUCAUCGAAUCGAUACCGUUGAAUACCAUCACCAAAGACUCUCGUCCAAAGAACAAUUCGCAGUUGAACCGUAAACUUGGUCUGCUAUCGGGCAGCAAAAACGAUCCACUACUUGGCUCCGAGAUAUACAACAACAGCAAAUUGAAGUCGAUUAUGAUGUCGAAGGAGUCGAUUGGUGGUUUUCAGCUAAAACUGCUCGAGAUGGUCAUACGUACGAAAAAGACGAUCGCUGCUAAGCAAAUGAAAUUGGUUCGUUUGAAAAGCAUGAAUGCUGAGGCCGAGAUGUUGAAGUCAGCCGGUGAUAUCGUGCCGGAUGAUUUUCAACGACGCUAUGCCAGUAUGUUGAUUGGAAUGGAGAAAUUGAAUGGUGACUUGGCCAAAUAUUUGAGUCAAAUUCAAACAUUGUCAAGAGAUCUGACAAAAGAGCCAUUGAUCGCUGCAAUGUUGACUCCGAGCUACCUACGCGAACAGUGCAAAUCGUUGGCACAGGAAACGGUUGAAAAGAACAAUCAGGCGGUGAAGGACGAGUCAAUGUUACGCUUGAUCACCGAUCUAGCAACCAUUAUGUGGGUGGCAUCCAAUUUGAGCAGCGACGAGGGUAGCUCGAGUGCACGUACUGUAUUGGAUGUUUGCUUGGAAGAGGCUAAAAGUCGACUAGAUCCGGAAAAUAUUGUUUCGUUCCAGAGAAACGUUCAAGUUCAUCUAAGACAUUUGGAUAAUGAUCUUCAGGGGAACACCAAUUGAUUAGCUGAAUUCGUAAAUGUGUUCUACGAAAAUGUGUAAAUUAAUUUGUCUGUUGAGCCGAAAACCAGAUUCUGUUCAAUUAAGUCGAUCAGUCCUGAUUCGUGGUAUCGCUGGACAGAGCAACAGGAUGGACGUCGCUGAACAACAUUUGGCUUUUUUUUCUUUUAAAUUCUUACGUUUAGUGACAAGUUUAAUUGUUAUUUUAAUCGCAUUCAACGACAUUAAAUAAAUCAGAUUUAUUCAACAUA
Molecule: messenger RNA, 2206 nt
Organism: Bradysia coprophila
Lineage: Eukaryota; Metazoa; Arthropoda; Insecta; Diptera; Sciaridae
Product: protein lin-9 homolog
Biological process (GO): regulation of cell cycle; reproductive process; regulation of transcription by RNA polymerase II
Cellular component (GO): nucleoplasm; transcription repressor complex
Molecular function (GO): DNA binding
Source: RefSeq, a predicted model, not a curated record